Molecule: messenger RNA, 10242 nt
Organism: Dalotia coriaria
Lineage: Eukaryota; Metazoa; Arthropoda; Insecta; Coleoptera; Staphylinidae
Product: lachesin-like
Exons: 10
Coding region: 98-1669 (523 amino acids)
Cellular component (GO): neuron projection
Source: RefSeq, a predicted model, not a curated record
UCAAACAGACGACAACUCACCGAAUGCAGCUGACAAUUCGACGACAACCGAAACAUCUAUUUGGACACCGCGUACAACACGCAGCAAGUUUCAAUCUAUGCUCGCACAGAAUGCAACUGAUGUAUCAUACAUGGAUGUCAGUAACAGUUCAGGAGAUGCACGACAAGAUCUUACAGCAGCGGUGGUGCGACGCUUGUCCGAUCAAUUCGGCGAGAACGUGAAAGACAUGAUGCAGUCGUGGUCAUGGGUUCCGCGAUGGUGGCGCCGCAUGCGACAAUGGUCGGCGACGACUCGCGGUGGGUUAAGUAAGAGCUGCACCCAGGACAACGGCACCACCAUGAUUUCCAUUGGUGGACGGCUGCUACUCUGCGCCUUUCUACCUGCCAUCACCGGUCAGCAGAUCUCCGAACCGGAACCAGUGUUUCUAGCGCCUCUUGAGAAUCACACCGUCACGCAGGGCAGAGACAUCUUCUUUACCUGUGUCGUCAAUCACCUGUCUUCUUACAAGGUGGCGUGGAUCAAGUCGGAUACGAAGGCCAUCCUCGCCAUACACACGCACAUGGUCGCACAGAACCAGCGUCUCUCCGUAACGCACAACGGGCACAACACGUGGAAGCUGCACGUGUCCAACGUGCAGAAGAACGACUCGGGUACGUACAUGUGCCAGAUCAACACGGACCCAAUGCGCAGCCAGAUGGGUACACUGGAGGUGGUCAUCCCGCCGGAUAUACUCAACGAUAACGAAUCGACCGAGGGCGGCGGUGUGGCAUUGGAAGGCGGCACCGUACGACUGAAAUGCCACGCUGUCGGCGUACCCUCACCGACGGUCCUAUGGCGGCGUGAAGACUCCAAGAGUUUAGUCUUUCGCAAUGAGACCAGUCGCGAGAAGCAAGUGCAGCGCAGCUUCGACGGCGACACGCUGGUGCUCACCAACAUCCAGCGCGCCGACAUGGGCGCAUAUCUCUGCAUCGCCAGCAACGGCGUGCCGCCAUCAGUCAGCAAACGAUUUUCAGUUCGAGUUCAUUUUCAUCCGUUGAUCCGCGUAUCGAACCAGCUGGUGGCGGCGCCCGUCGCCAGCGACGUGCUGGUGCAGUGCUACGUGGAGGCGUCGCCGCGCGCCAUGAACCAUUGGACGCGCGACACAGGCGAGAAGCUCAUACCGAGCGAUAAGUACGCCAUGGAGGAGACGGUAAUCAACGAAUACUCUCUUCUCAUGAACCUGACAAUACGCUCGUUAGAGAAGAAGGACUUUGGCGGAUACGUGUGCACGUCAUCCAAUGCCCUCGGUAAAGCAGAAGGCGUUGUUCGACUCCAAGAAUUACAUUUAAUAGUGAAAACCACCAGUACAACACCAGCUCCACGCCGCGUGGAUUCCAAACCACGGAAACCUUCACACAAAGAAAAACCCACCAAGAAAUACACACGUCCCACAAAAGGUAGGAAGGACGGAACACUCCUUGGAGGUGACGGAGAUGAUGAAGACGAGUCAGGAAGAACAGCAUCACCGGAGUCACGCACUGCUGCACCUCCGCAAUCCCCCACUCCGAGUAUUACCAGAACACCUCCAUGGGUGUUGCAUCACAACCAAGCUGCGAGCAGUCAACAUCCGGAUGCAUUCGCGUUGAUAAUGACGCUGCUGGUAAUCGGCCUCUUGCUGCAUUGCCCCUAAUGGUUUCUUCUUUGUUUCAACUUGCGUUGCGCAUCUUCACACCGAAGUCUUCCUCGUGCGGCUCGACACACACGAAAGUUCGUGUCUUCCCAUUACGUUUAAUCGAUUGGUUCUCAUUCUAGACAAAACUAAGCUAAGUCAAAAUUAAGUAUUACGCAUAUCUAAAUUUAAAUUUACGAGGACUAUGAAAAUGUACAGGGUGCUCUCAUCGGGUUUCUAGUUUCUAUAUAUUAGACACACACACACAUAUACAAAGGAUUAUAAUUGUAGUUGAUCAGGUGCACAACAAUAACAAAAACUUGCAAAGGUAAGUUCCAAACACGAAUCACAUGAACAGAGAACAUCGAGCGUGCGGCGCACAAAACCCCGAACGGAACGCAUCCAGACAAUAACAAUGGCAAAGACAAAACAACCAAUCGCAACCGAAUCACGUCGUUGUCUCACGCGCUUCGAAGCGGAAGCCGUUUGAAAAUAUGAUAUAUCGUGCUGUGUGGAACUUGCGCAGGCAGUCGGAAACAGUUCUCAUCCCUCUAUACCGCAAUCCUUUGCCUCGUGUAUCGACACGCCGAUGCAGAAUCAGCAUCUUGAUAAAUCAUACUUAUUUGUCAAGUUGUGGCAGAACAUUUAAAACGCACGAAAUGGUAAAUUAUUUCGUGCCCUCUUUGCCGAAGAAAACCGCAAAAUACUUCCACUUGAAAACCGAUGGGAUAAAAGAAUGUGAAUUUCGUAUCGGCGCAAAGGAGGCGCUCGCAUUGUCGACGCCGGAAUACUAAUUAUACUCAUCGAACGUUUGAGGACGUUCUUUGCAAAGGCGCAUCGCAUUCAUUCCGCAUCCUUGUGAAUAAAUAGCAAGCGGAAACUAUUAUAUAUAUAUAUAUAUAACAUUUUACUAGGGCAAUCAUUUUAAUAAAAAUAUUCCUAGGUAAGAUGUAAAAGGCACAAAGUGGAAAGAUGCCGCAUUGAAUGCGAUGUCAAUCGGUUGAAAAGCGCGCGCCGUAUCAAUUAUCGGCCCGGCGAACGCUUCACGCUACAUUAAUUAAUAAAACAUUCGCCGCCGCCGCCGCCGUCAGUGAACGAGAACAUGAACGUUUUGUACAUGUUGUAUUAGCAUGAGCACACAUCACAAACUAGCGCAGUGUUUGCGCUGUGUUUGUCAUGAGUGUGGAAUGAGAUAAUUCGGCAUGUGCGUUUUCCCGACGCGAUAAACAAUUAUUUAUGCGUUAAAACAUAUGAUGCAUUAAAUGAAACGAAAUUAACUGCUUUCUAAACACGCGCAGGCAGAGAGAGGAAAAAAAUGACACACGGUUAAUUAUAAUGCUUGUGCAUUAGUUAUUCUAAUCCUGCCGGACACCAGACAACAUGCGAAUGCUAUUUGUACAACACAACAAACAGUUGUCCGUGUGUACACGCGUGACAUUUUUCGGGGUCCGGAAAUUUAUUAUGCCGACUCAUCCAUCCGCUUUUCGGGCGCCGGCUUUUUAAUUUUAAACGCGCCGUUGUCAAACAGAACUAUUUCGACGCAAGAAAGUGUUUACUUUAAUCCUCAAAAACGUCCCUGCUUUGCCAAAGUCUAUUUAUUUAAAAAUUGUUGUUGACUUUUUUUGUGUGUUGGCGCCGGAAAAGGAAGGCGACACACGUUCCGACGUCGAUCGCUGGAUUUAUGCGAAUAUAAAGCGAAACACUGGUAGCCCUGGAAUUCAUUUAAAGUGGGAACUCGUGAGAUGGCGGUGGCGGUGGGUGUGUGGAGAAAAUAACCCCGUAUCUGUCGAUCAAGACGCGUGUGGAUCCGGGACGGCCAUCCUUGUUCCACGCGCGCCUAUAUUUUAUUUUAUAACUUGGCGCCGCACAAAGAAAAAAAUACAGAAAAGCGAGAGGCAACACGCGGAAACACAACGCCUUCAGCUGAAGAGAACACAGAAAACCGAAGGCUGAAAAAACGGACGAGCAAACUUUUAAAGUAUCAUUUAUCGGCGUCGUAAUAUUUUCGGUUUGCGUUUGCGAAGGAAAUCCAUCGUGUCUUCCGAUAUUAAAUCCGCACGCCAAUCGAAUGCAUGAACAAUUAACAACAAUGGCAUAAAAUUGUGGUUUUAUUGCGCCGUUAAGGUUUUGUUUCGUUUGUUCUAUCUGCUAUCUCUAUAUGUAUGGCUUUGGGAAUGCGCAGAGAACGCUUUUUUUCAGUUUGCGUUUUUUUCGUAAUCAUCGGAUCAGUGCACCCGCAGGGCGCAAACAAAACCGUUCGUCCUUGCGGCGUGUACGCCUCAUGAAUAUUUCGGUAAUUAAUCACAUUCUACCGCAAAUUUUUCUUUGCGUUCCGCUGCGUCAAUACAAUAACAUAAUCCGAAGGAAGUUCCAAAUUUACCGAAUGUUGCGAAUAACCCGCAAGUUGAUUAGACUAGAAUAAAAACAAUUUAUUUACGGCGGCGAUUUUUUAACAAAAAUAAAUUGCGUGGUGUGGUAAGUAGUAAAACGCAGGCGCUCAUAGGUGUAUCCAAUCAUUUCGCGAUUUGAUAGAGGAACAACAACAGCACUGGCCAGCGUAAUAAACCCGCGUCUGGAGAAAACGAUUUGGCAUUACCGGAAUGCGCACUGGCGCCCGGAAUGGCACAACAAGAAUUUUAAGAUUAACAUCACAAUUACGCCGCAGCGCUUUCGGUUUUUAUGCGCGCACACACCAAUUUCGCGGUGAAAUGUCCCGUAAAGUUGGAUACGCAACUAUAAUUUUUGCCCUUUGCUCACUGGAUCCCCAAACACACUCGAAAACGAACUAAAUACUGAGCGUACACAAAAUUAAGGCCGGCCGAAAUGAAUUUAUUUUUAAUUACGUUAAAUAAACUUUUCGUGGUGAGAUUUGUACGUGUCUAACGAAUGCGAAGCGUGAGCAUGACGAGAGAUACAGCGGGAAAAAAAAAUAGAAACUUGUUGCUGAACAGUGCACAAAAUGCUUUAUGCCUCUUUAAAUAUGUAAGGACGUGCAUAAUGGAUAAGCGCUCGACGCGCGACGGCGGCGGUGGUUAUAUUCGCACAGAUGAUACCCGGGAGACAAGCGGCCCUCAUCGUCGGCCCGCCAUUUGCGCACAUAAACCAAGAUUGAAUUUAACGCGGCGUUCACUCGCCGCGCAGACGAUAUAAAUCAAUAAAAAGUUUAAACUUUUAUCGCGUUGCAACUUGUGUCGCUCUGAAUCACAAGCAACAAUUAUGAAACGUCGGAAUUCCUCGGGAAAUAUGACAAACACGCAAAUAAUUGCUACGCGUCCGUCCGACGCAGCUAAAAAUAGCAUUUGUUGCGGUUUUUACGCGCCUUGUUGCACUAUAUCGCACAAUGCAACACUGGGAAAAAAGAAGCGGGCAAACAAAUAAAUCGCAGCGUACUUGUGCCGGCCCGCGCCGGGGAAAAAAAAGCAAUAAACGCGAGGAGGAAACUCAAAAAAAGUAUGAAAGGAAAAAAACAACGGAAAGUUUGCGCUUGUGUCAGGGGAGUGCGCUUUGCAACAUUAUCUUCUUCGAUUCAUAGUUAUGUAAAAUUUCUUCCACGGACGAUGGCAGUGUCCUUUCUCGCCAGCGUUAAUAAAUAAGGCGAUGAGGCACGGCCGAGCGGACGCGCGCCGAAAGCGUCGAGAUUGAAUAACCGAGCAUUACCAGCAGGCGACGAUGGAUGCAGGAGCAGGACCAAACCUAACACUAACACCGUGCGCGCAGCUGAAAAACGCCAACGAAACUUUUUACAUCGAUGCCGCUCCUGCUUCAUUCCACUCACCCCAAUGCUUUGGCAAACUUGAGACGAAUUUCAAUCACCAAACACUAGAAAAACAAAUUUUUACUCGGACCCUAAAUAUAAUAAUAUAUUUCAUCGCAAUUUUGUACCAAACCGGUUGUAUUUGAAGUUUACAAAUGUCAAGUAAAUAGAAAAUCGAUUGCGAAAUACAAAGAAACAUCGCACAUAUCGUAACACACAAAAGCUUAUGACUCACAGAGUUGGCAAUUCGCGCACACAGCCAUUAUUAUAUUGUUAAUAUUGCAAUUACAGCGAGCGUGCUGGGUUUGCGCAGCUCGAGGGUAAUUUGAUCCCAAGAUGGGGGAGUGCGCGCAAUGCGAACGGUAUUUCGCUAGUUGGUUCGUUGUAAACAAGGCAGAAACAAUUCCGCCAUCGUUAGUUGGAUGAGAUCAACACACCGAGAUUGCAACAAGCCGACUAAGACCCAGCGCGCACGAAAUUAACUUAUUAAAGUAAAACAUCAACACGCGUAUGUGACUCUCAAUCGCAGUCGCAGAUUGAAACGUUUCAGAUUAACCGUUGUUGUAUGAAAACUGCAAAAACAAACAAAACUUUAUCAAUUCAUAGUUACAGUACAUAGGUAAAUUUGUCAUUCAAACUGUGUGUUAUCGAGUUGGAAUGGUGUGUUAAUAAAGCAAUCGGGAAUUACAGCUGGUAUCAGUUUAAUCUCGUGCAUAAAAAGCGAAAAUAAAAAAUGAACUCAAAGCGAGCGCGGCUGUCGAGGGCGUACAGGUAAAUUCAAUUCGACGGCACACGCAUGGUCAAUGCGGAAUUUAUCUGAUUAUCUCGUUGGAGCGUUGGAACGAGACGGAAGCCUCGCUUAUCGGGAGCUUUUCAAAGUGUUGUUUGUUACCGGCAAACACCACGGCACGCCGAACGCCGGCAGGUGUGGAAAGCAACAGGCACAAAGUCGGGGCAAUUCAUUAAUUUAUGAAAUAGUUGAAAUACCUGCUUGGAAAUGUUGUGCAUGAUAAAAUACACAAUUGCUCAUUUUUUGCAUCAAGCAGAAAUUUUUUUUUAUUUCAAAAUGUUUAGUUUUUGCUUAAUUACUCAAAAAUUAUUAGUGUUAUGGGAAUAAAAGUUUUAACAAAAUAUUUACAAUUAAAUUCUACGUCAGUCUGAGUUAAGUUAUCACUAAUCGGAUGAUUAUUUAAAAAAUUAUUAACAAUUAAAGUUAAUUUUAUAAAAAAAAAGUUUAAACUUUUAACAAUUAUUAGUAAUCACCGAUUUAAUUUCUAAUUUCGAUUGAAAAUUUAAUUGGCUUUUAAUUUCUGUUUAAAAUUUGAAUGCAUGUUGAUUGGAUUUCGAGUAAUUAAUCAAUAACUAUAACUUUUGAGCUAAAAUUUUACCUCUUUGUGAAAAUUCGAACUAUAGACAUCCUAGAACUAAACAGAGUGCUUUAUUUGUUCAUCAAUUUUGUUUUGAUAUUUUCGGAAUGUAAGAGUUAACCCAAGAUAGAUCGGUUAUGAGAAUUUCAUGUCGAAAGAAUGCGCUUUCCGCGCGUUUAUCGAACACUAUUGAACACAGUGAACCACCGCUCCCUUCAACGGAAUGCGCUGCGAAAACUGCGCGCUGGGAAUUUUCCCGAUCCGGAUAAAUCUCUCGGCCAUUAAUGCCAGUGCACGAUAUCAACUGAUUUAGAAAACCAAAACGAACUUAAAUUAAAGCAAAAAAAUAUUUAUUGACGCAAAUAAUCUCAAAUCCAAAAUUAGAUUCCAAAACUUUUGAUCGUUAAAACAACGACAAUAAAAACCAAGCCACCAAACAAUUAAUGUAUAUGAAGUUGUGCAGUAAACUAGAAUACUCGAUUCGAUGACAAUAAAUAUUACAAUAACUUAGAUAAUAUUUAAGUGGAGCCAUUGGUAAAUCCGGCCGGAAUCGGAUAUCGGAAAGCGGCAAUUGUUCGCUGCGAAAUAAACAACACAUGUCGAAACAUUGUCGCCGGCAAUAUCGCGCCUUCCGCAUUGUUAUUAAACGUUUGGAGCCGCGAGCGAGCAAAGUUUAGUUUAUGCGCGCACAGCCUUCGAUUUUCAGCGGCGGCGGGCGCGUUCAGCGUUGAGCAUUUCCGUCGCGGGAAAUUGCCGCUUGGCGAAAGGGUUACGAGUGCACCAAGUCGUUAAAAUUAUUUUAACAGCUGCGAUAUGACGAAAUAGUGCGAGCCUAUGCGCCGCGCGGAAUAUAUGAUUUAUUAUUUGACAAUUAGUCGUUGGUGUGGCAGAAAGGAGAAAAAGUUUGCGUUAAGUUGGCGCAGAUGGCGCAAGUUGCAUUUGCAUGCAUUUAAAACUCGUUCGGUAAAUGUUUAAAAGCUUACGGAAAUCUGUUGGCGCGAAAGAAAAGGUGUAAUUCGAUAAUUAUCUCAGGCUUCUCAGGUUGCAGCCGACAGUUAAACACGGCGAGAAGGCAAACGCGUAAGAGCGACCAUCCACUCAGUAUGCAAUGCAAUUAUGUGAUACGACGAUAUUCCGGCACUCGACCCGGAGGCGGCUAAAGACGAGCCCCUAAUCCGGCGCUCGGGCGGGCGCGAGCGCAUAGAGAAAGGUUCACUUUGCGUAAAAUAAAGAUAAUCCCGGCUUCCUGGCCCCCGGUAUGCGAGCGAGGACCGAGGACGCACGCUCCUGACGCUCUUCGCGAUCCUGGCGCUCCUCGACGACUACCCACUCCCCGGGAUGCUCUACACGCGCGCGGAAUGCACACGCGUCCGCACCGAGCGCAAAUAUGCCGUGCAUACUCGGCGCUCGGUGGAUAAGUGAAAAUAAGCAACACCACGUCGCCGCCGCCGAGGCCCGAAUCCAUCGCCACCCUUAAUAUAUUCCAUUAUCAACUAUUCGCCAACUAUUUGCGCCGCACGCGAGACGAGACGAAAUAUUGCCGAUAAUAUGGGCGGCCCAAGGAAAUUGAAUGUAAUCUGUUCGUGGAAAUUCGAAUUUGCGCUGAAAGCGGCUGGUUAAACUGGCUAAACAUUUGUUCCACCAGUGGUUCACUUUGGAAAACCCUUAAAAGUCAGUUAAGCAUGUUGAAACGUCGAACAAUUAGUCACAACCUACAAAUUUGGAUCUCCGACCUUUCGGAAACGGACAAACGAGGAGCAGGAAACAAAGGACUGCCAGGCACAAAGUAAAAACGUUUAAUAUUUUUUUAAAGAGCGGCCGGAACGUAGAAAAUGUAAAAAAGGGGCAUUUUUUUCGGGGAAAGAAUGUUAAAAUUUGUCCAAAGAACAAACGAAACAAAUCUUUAUGAAUGCAAACAUAGAAAUAAAAUAUUUGGCGUCAAUCCUUUCUCUUCCUUGUUAAUAAUAAUAAAAUUUGUGUUUACGUUCCUUCUUUGUUAAAAUAUUCUAAGCUUGUAUAUACAUAUUAAUGACAUUUAAACUUAUGCAAAUUGAAUGAAAAAUUCAACUAUCAUCAACUGUUAAUUUGUUAAAAACUGUACAUAUUCUAAACAGAUAUAUAAAAAUUAAAACAAAAGUAGCAGAUGAAAAAAAAAAAAAAAGAAAGAAAAGAAGAAAACGAAAUCUAACAAAACGUAGAAAUAAAAUUCGUUAUUCUGUUAUACAAAUAUUUAACAAACAAUAAUUGAGUAAAAGGAAACUAAACCAGUGCGAAACAGAAACCGAACAAAACAUAUUCAAUAAAAAUAUCAAUAAAACAAUAUCACAUAAUAAUAAUAAAAGAAUAGUUCCGGUCAUACUGGAGGUAACAUAUUCGUAAUGUAUUUUUGAAAAUAUACAAUUAUCAAAUACCAAUAAUAUCCAGAGAGUAGAGAGUUGGCCAAAAAGCAGAUCAGAGGCAAAUAAACACCAACAACACAACUGACGCAAUCACCAACAAAUGUUAUGAAAAUUACGGAAAUGCGACGACAUACGGUUAAUUAAUAUCCGGAAAUAUCCCGACACAUACUGCUAUCGAAAUUGUUUACCGACGAAUGGCGAACAUCAGCGUGCAUCGCGAAAGAAACAGCUUUAUGAUUUUGCGAUUUUAGCAGCGCGUAUAAAUAAUGAGCACGAGAUUUUAUGAAUUUGUGAAUAUCGAAAUUUGUUUAGCUUGGCGAAGAACAAACCUACAAAAUUAUUAAAAUCAAUGCAAUUAAUUAUAUUGCCGCACAAUUUGAGAGCGUUAUGGAUUUAAUUUUGCUUGCGCAAACAUUUGGUUGGUGUUAGUUUAGAGUAAUACACUUAUGUUAAUGAAGUUUUGAUUAUAAAUUAUAAAUUAAUCACAAACAAAUACGAAAAUUGUUAUUUGUUGUUCGAUUUUAAGUUGUAUCAAUGUAAAAAAAUGAUGAAUCAAAAUGUUUACGAUUAAGUACACACAAACACACACAAGAGAAAGUUCCAAACACUAACGAAAUUCUAAUGAUCAUGAAAACAAUAAAUAUCAAUAAUUUUAAUAUCAAUUAAUUGUAAGAAACAUAAUAAGAACAAAUACUGUAACACACGAUGUUUAAAAACAACAUAAAAACAAUGAAAAGAUGAAAAAGUAAAAAAUGAAUAACAAACUGUUAACUAUUUGUUAAUAUCUUAUAUAUUAUACCUAAAUAAUAAUCGGUGUAACAUUGUGAAUGUAAUACAUAUUUACCUUACCUGAAAACGGAAACAAUAAAAUGCAAACCAAACAAGUGUAAUGAUAAUAACGAUGUACAAGAGUGCGAACAUGUAUGCAAUCUUCCAAGAAAAGAAAAAAAAACAAAGAAAAAUAUCAAGAGAUUAGUGUGUGAAAUAAUUCGCCGAAGCGGGCAUAAAAAACUGUUGCGAUUGUAUAAUUGAUGACAAUAAUUACGAUUCAAUAAUAAUAAAUCAUUUAUACCA